AUGCCCACGAACGGAAUUAACAAAGCCUUGAAGCUGCAGUUUGGCCUCAUCAACCACGAAAGCCGUUACCUAACGGCCGAGGCCUUCGGCUUCAAGGUGAACGCCUCGGCCUCCAGCAUGAAGAAGAAGCAGAUCUGGACUCUGGAGCAAGAGGACCAGGACACCCAGGUAGUGUUCCUUCGCAGCCACCUGGGCCGCUACCUGGCCUCCGACAAGGAUGGUAAGGUGAGCUGCGGGGCAGAGCAGCCCGACUCGCCCGGCUGCCGCUUCCUGAUCGUGGCCCAGUCGGACGGCCGCUGGGCACUGCAGUCGGAAACAUACCUGCGCUUCUUCGGAGGCUCGGCUGACUACCUGUCCUGCUUCGCCCAGGCCAUCGGGGAGCCCGAGCUGUGGGCCGUCCACCUGGCCCUCCACCCGCAAUCUAGCCUGCUCAGCGUCGCGCGCAAACGCUACGCCCACCUGUUUGCCCGGGAAGGAGAGAUCUCGGUGGACAGCAACAUCCCCUGGGGCUCGGACUCCCUGGUCACCCUGGUCUACCUGGAAGGAAAGUACUUCCUGAAGACGUGCGACAGCCGCUUCCUCAGCAACGACGGGAAGCUGGUCAAAGAGAACACCCCCACCACCAGCUUCACCCUGGAGCUCAAGUCGGGCAAGCUGGCCUUCAAGGACUGCGAUGGGAAGUACCUGACGCCCAUGGGCCCGACCGGCACGCUGCGCUCAGGCAGGUGCUCCAAGCCUGGCAAGGAUGAGCUGUUUGAUCUAGAGGAGAGCCACCCACAAGUCAUUUUCCAGGCAGCCAACAAAAGAUUUGUCUCCGUCAAACAAGGUGUGAGCAUCUCAGCCAACCAGGAUGUGGAGACAGACAUGGAGACCUUCCAGAUGGAGAUUGAUAAGGAGAGCAAGAAGUGCAUGUUUAGGACCAACGGCGGUAACUACUGGACACUGGUCUCCCACGGAGGGAUCCAGUCCACAGCCACGGAGGUGGAGGCCAACACCAUGUUUCACAUUGAAUGGCUCGGCCGCAGUGUAGCACUGAAGGCAAGCAAUGGGAAGUACGUGUGCACCAAAAAGAAUGGGCAGCUUUCAGCCGUCAGCGAUUCCGUAGGUGAUGAUGAGCUCUUCCUGAUGAAGCUCAUUAAUCGGCCCAUGUUGAUCCUGCGAGGGGAGAACGGUUUUGUGUGUCAUCACAAGAGCUCCAACACGCUGGAUGCCAACCGAUCCGUCUAUGACAUCUUCUCACUGCUCUUCAGCGAUGGCGCCUACCACAUAAAAAGCGUGGGUGGAACGUUCUGGUAUGUCUCCAGCAGCGGCCUGGUGUGCUCAGACGGAGACAAGCCUGAGGACUUCUUCCUGGAGUUCCUGGAGCACGGGCGGGUGGGCAUCAAGGGCAAGAACGGCAAGUACCUGCGCGGGGACAGCGGCACGCUGAAGGGCGACGCUGCAACCGUGGACCCCUCCUGUCUCUGGGAAUACUAA
Salvelinus namaycush (lake trout) is the source of this 1476-nucleotide messenger RNA. RefSeq names its product fascin-2-like. The transcript has 5 exons. The coding region runs from base 1 to 1476 and encodes 491 amino acids. Gene Ontology annotation, cellular component: actin cytoskeleton; cytoplasm. Gene Ontology annotation, biological process: establishment or maintenance of cell polarity; cell migration; actin filament bundle assembly. NCBI's taxonomy places the organism in Eukaryota, Metazoa, Chordata, Actinopteri, Salmoniformes, Salmonidae. The record is from RefSeq and is a predicted model, not a curated record. Gene Ontology annotation, molecular function: protein-macromolecule adaptor activity; actin filament binding.